UAAACCUGUAUAGAGCUCUUAUUUGCUCCGAGGCUGAUUAGCUUUCAAUUGACGGUACAUCAAACACCGUGCUAAACCAAACACAACAAGGAUUCAUUUGAAUUCCCUCUGUUCGAAUCAUCUGAUUAUUCAGUGCUCCCGGGAAAUCGAAGACGUGUCCCAAAAGUUCGAAGUACACUCGUCGAACGUUUGAUCGUGACACUCAGUUGGCUUUCUUGGAGGGCAUUCGAUUGGUAUCCGUACGAUCGUGAGUUCUAAACAUGUCUACUUUAGCAGAAAUUACAGCUCAAGAAACAGAGCUCAAGGGAAAGUUGGACGAAACCAAAAAAAUCGACGAGCGACGAAAACUUCGAGCAGAGUUACGAGCAUUACGAGCCAAAAAAGAAAAGCUUGAAAAUGAAAAUGGAAAUGGAAAGAAAAUUGUCAGCACGAUCUCUACUUCACCAGUAGUAAUUUCUAUGAACAAACGCUCUGAUCACUUUGAUAAUAAAAUAUCCAAAUAUAUAGAACCGGAACCAGUUACUAUAACAAUACCGAAAAACGACGACCAGCCGAAAGUCGCCCGAAGCACUUUUAAAUUUGAAAUGAAAAGUGCUCGUGUUGAGCCUGGCAAUAGAUAUCAGAUCAACGGAGUUGAAGAAAAACGACCAAGAAUAAACAACGAAGACUUAAACAACAAUAACCAAGAAAACAUGACAAGCAGUGUUGCGCCUAAGCGCAUGAGCAGAAGGGCCUCCCUGGUGGAGCUGUUCAAAAUCGAAGAAGAUAACAAGGGUGGGGUGCGUAGACCUCGUACCGCACAACCUGAUAUACCUGAAAGUGCAAAAGUCAGCGGUCCUCCGUCGUCGCGCAGGGACGUUAAAAAGACCGAUGAUCAAACCAAGCAAGAGCUUAUUCAAAAUCUCGGACGCCUGCGCAGUAGAAGAAGAUCUGUGCGCGAGAUUCAGAACCGGGACGAGCUGGAAGGUUUAAUGUAUGUCAAGCAAGGGGAUGCAGUGAAACUUGUUAGUACGACCAAAGGCGACGAUGAAGUCAAGGAAGAAAGACGUAUUCGAAGAAGUUCACGACGCGAAAUGCAGGAGAAGAUGAAAUUCGAAGGUGGUUUGAUCAAAAAGAUUGAAGCUAAAGAAGAAGUGCUGUCUCCUUUAAAAGAGGAGAGUCCAUCCCCUGCGUCAACUGCCAAUCAACGGUUCAACUAUAGUAACAAUAACGUUGUGAAUAGAGCGCCACCGCCGAAACAAGAGGAUCCACCGUCGUAUGGUGGAAAUAGAUUUGGUAGCAGAAAUGAUGCCCCACAACCUGGGAGGUUGGCAGGGGGCGGUCGUCCUGGACAGCCCAAGUCAUUCCUUGCUGGAAAAGAGGAGGCACCUGCUCCCACUAAACUUUCAGGCUCUGUGGCCGACAGGAUGAAAUACUUUAGACAACAAGCCGAGUUAGAGAAAAAAGCAGCUAAAAAGCAAAUGCCAGUGAAAUCACCGGCCCCAGCACCGACUCCAGCGAAACCCCCUACACCGUCAAGCGCACCGUCCCCGACGACUCCAAAUGAACCUAAGGAGAGGGUCUCAUUAAAGAAGGCUCCCGAUCCAAACAAGGCACCUAGAGAAUUAAAGAAAAAGCCUCAACUUAAACGUCAAAUGUCCGUUUCUUCGCUUAUUCUUACUUGGUGUAAAGACGUUACUUCUGGAUAUCCGGGAGUUAACAUAACAAAUUUCAGUGGUAGUUUCGCCAAUGGCUUAGCAUUCUGCGCUCUUGUACACAAAUUCAACCCGGACAAGUUUGAUUUCAAUUCUCUCAGCGCUGAAAACCGACGAUAUAAUUUCCAGUUGGCUUUCGAUACCGCCAGUUCUGUUGGUAUUCCAGCUCUGCUCGACGUAGAGGACAUGUUCCGACUGAAAAAGCCCGAACCAAGAAGUGUGCAAUGUUAUGUACAGAUGAUAUUUAGCAAGUAUCGUCCAAAAGAUUUGGAUAUGUCUAAUCUAAUCAUAGCUUAAGCUAUAGUGUAUUAAUAUUGUUAACCUAGUUUAUGAAUUAUUAACGUAUUCUCGUGGUUUCACUGGCUUAUGAAAGACUUUCAUUGGCACAGUCGUUUUAAACAAAAACAAACAAAACAAAUUCGUCUAGUACAAUUGAGUAGACACGGAACCAUUGUUUCCUUUGUUGUCUAUGUGACGUAUGUCACGAAUUAAAGGGCCUUGGUUGACCGGCAUUCCAUGCGAGCUUUUGUUCGUGUUCGAAAAUAACAAUAAAUUGUAUUAUGAGCGAAAAAGUGCUCUUUAUUAUCCCUUUAUGCUUUAUAAGUGGGGAUUUGGCAUGACUGAAUCGCAAACCAAACCGACGAAUGAUAUUUGAAGUCACAUCAUUUUUCAUAUAUGAAAAAUCUAAAAUACGAUCGCACUGAAUGCUGGUUGACCAUGGAUAAUUGGGUGAAAAGAAAAUAGUGAAUUUUGAGGGACAUACUGAGUGCGAAGUGCGCUCUCUCUAUAGGUACGAUGGUGCUUAUGACCGAGUAUCGUACCCCUUAAACAGCGAAAAUAGACUAUACUUUGUUUUACCUCUAUUGGCGUUAGUUGUGAUGGCUUCUUUAAUGGUGUCUUAAAAUAUAAAGAGAGUAUGAAUGCAAAAUAGAAAUUGGACAAGCAUAAACACCAAACUAUUUUACUUAAACCCUGGUUUAAAGCAUAUUCGAAUAACAAUGUCGUUGAAAAAGCCUGCAGCCCGCAAGUUCUCAUGGAUAGUCAUUAUUUCAAUUUAAUAGAGAUAAUCCAUGAUGCCUUGCGGUCCGAAGCAUUAGGCUUAACAACGUAGGUUGCCCUGUCACAUAAUGACGUAACAUCAAAGCAUUUUUGUAACGCAAAGAAUUAUGAUCACCAGACGGGGUAAAAUGGCAACAAGGGAAAAAUACGAAAAAAACAUAGAUUCAUAAUAUAUAUCAAUUGUAGAUUAGAGAUUUGGUCCGACCAUAUUUCCAUUGUUUUCAGUGAGUCUACUGUGUCUACUGUAAACAAGCUACAACGUUGUUGUGUCACAGGGCAACUGAAUUUGAAAUUAAUAUUUGAAAAGGCAACGGAGAGUUGUGGAAGAGGUAACGGAGAGUUGUCGAAGUGGUAACGGAGAGUUGUCGAAUAGGUAACAGAGAGUUGUCGAAUAGGUAACGAGAGUAGCCGAAGAGGUAACGGAGAGUUGUCAAAGAGGUAACGCGGAGAGUUGUCGAAGAGGUAACGGAGAGUUGUCGAAGAGGUAACGGAGAGUUGUCAAAGAGGUAACGCGGAGAGUUGUCGAAGAGGUAACGGAGAGUUGUCGAAGAGGUAACGGAGAGUUGUCAAAGAGGUAACGCGGAGAGUUGUCGAAGAGGUAACGGAGAGUUGUCGAAGAGGUAACGGAGAGUGUCGGAGAGAUAUCGAAGAGUUGUCGGUGAUGUAUUGGAGAGUCAUUGGACACUGUCAAGGAGAAUUAUGGGAACAUGCUCAAUAAGUCGAAACAGCUGACUAUAGUUCUCGUCUUCCACGAGUUGAAUGGCUUGUCCUUAUAAAUCAUAGAAAGUGGGUUGGUAACAGAAACGUCUCAAAGAUUUAGUUUAAAAUAUAUAUUUCUCAUGCUAUUACUCGGGUCCCAGCACUCUAUAAGCCAACAACAGUGGCUCUACUCGCAACAGGAAUCCCAACCGAUUCGGGUACAUGGAUCGUACAUCUCCGAUUGAAUUUUGAAUAUAAUCUAUAUUUUUUUUAUUGUGUAUUUUUGAUAUUGUGAAAUUGUUGCUUUGAAUACUAGCAGCAAAACCUCAGAGACCUUUUAUAAAGUAUUAUUUUGUUCACUAUAUUAAUUUAUGUAAUUUGAGAUGGAUAGUUUUUGGUAGAAAAAUAAAUUUGUUGCAUUCCA
Molecule: messenger RNA, 3876 nt
Organism: Exaiptasia diaphana
Lineage: Eukaryota; Metazoa; Cnidaria; Anthozoa; Actiniaria; Aiptasiidae
Product: smoothelin-like protein 1
Exons: 6
Coding region: 261-1991 (576 amino acids)
Biological process (GO): actin cytoskeleton organization
Cellular component (GO): filamentous actin; microtubule organizing center
Molecular function (GO): protein binding
Source: RefSeq, a predicted model, not a curated record